CAGCCACCGGCUUCGGCUCUUGCGCCAUCCUGAAAAGUUUUAAAGCUGAAGUGUCGUGCUUCCCCGCCUACCAAGACCCGCUGAGACUCGGUUCGAAGGUUUCUUUUACAUUCUCUCUCUUUAUUCCAUCAGCCUUGUUAUUUCCACCCACGGAACCCCUGCCAUUUUUGCUCUGUUGGGGAUAAUUAACCAAAGGACGAGAUGUCUUCACCAUCACUGCUCACAACCAUCAACGACCUAAUAUUACGACCAGAAUAUCACGACUACCUCUCGAUCUUGAAGGGUGCCCGGAAUGGGUUUGUGUAUGGUGUAAAGAUCAGGUUUCCCCAUGCGCUCAUUAUGAGCGUUCUCUUCGGACGUGGGGAUGUCCAAUCCCGAAUCAAGCAGAUAUUCAAAGCCACCCGCACACAUGCACUAAACCUAGCGAAAUUUGUCACCAUCUACAAAACCUUGCUGCUCCUCCAAAGAAAACUAAAUGAUGACAAGGAACGCUCUGCCGACACGUUCAUCGCAGGGUUGAUUGGUGGAUACAUUGUCUUCGGGGAGCGGACAGCUAUUAACGAACAGAUCGUCCUCUACGUAGCCUCUCGAGUCCUAGCAUCUUUCAUUCCUCGUUCCUUCCCUUCAAAAAACCCUCCAGGUAUAAACGGAACAAACAAACCCAUUCCGCCCAACGCUAAACUCUUCACGGUCUUCGCGUCACUCACAUGGGCGCUCGUUAUGUGGUUGUUCCGUCAUCGUGAAGAAACCAUCAAUCCUGGAAUGUGGAGCAGUAUGAAGUACCUAUACUUGGAUUCGAACAGCUGGGAUGGGCUGAAGACUCUGUUGUGGCAUAACAAGUGAUGGGAUUCUGGUCAUUAGAGAUGGAC
Molecule: messenger RNA, 869 nt
Organism: Cantharellus anzutake
Lineage: Eukaryota; Fungi; Basidiomycota; Agaricomycetes; Cantharellales; Hydnaceae
Product: Tim17/Tim22/Tim23/Pmp24 family-domain-containing protein
Exons: 3
Coding region: 202-843 (213 amino acids)
Cellular component (GO): peroxisomal membrane
Source: RefSeq, a predicted model, not a curated record